This is a messenger RNA of Schizophyllum commune H4-8, 1761 nucleotides long. RefSeq lists its product as uncharacterized. The record is from RefSeq and is a predicted model, not a curated record. The transcript has 2 exons. NCBI's taxonomy places the organism in Eukaryota, Fungi, Basidiomycota, Agaricomycetes, Agaricales, Schizophyllaceae. Bases 1 to 1761 code for a protein of 586 amino acids.
AUGCUCGCUCUCAUCCUCGCCCCCAUUCCCCCAUCCGAUAUGCUAUCGCCGCCUCCCGCUCCCUCGUGCUUUCCGCCCUUCCUUCCGAGUCGCCUCUCAUACAUCCUCGCUUACCGCCCGUAUACUGUCCACGUACCCCCACACCCGUACACCUGCCAUACACCCAUACACCGUCUACUCAUCCCUCCCACAUACCCGUACACCUCACAUCUCCCGCAAUAUCAUUUGAGCUUUUCGUUUCAUGCCUUGAUCCAUACUCUCAGGGCCGUCUUGGUCUCCUCCCCCGGUCUCGUCUUCGUCCUCUUCCUCGGUCUCGUCUUCUCCCCUCCUCCCGUGCUCUCCCUCACUCAGCCCUUCUGCUGUUGCCACCCUUCCUUCCCUUCCUUCCCUUCCUUCCCUUCCUUCCCUUCCUUCCCUUCCCACUCCUCGCGCCCCUCCCGACGCGCAGCGUGCGCCUUGGCUCGCGCUCCUUCCCUUCUCCCAGCGCCGCACGCCCCCGACUCGCGCCCUGGCUCGCGCGCCCCGGCUCGCGCUCCUCACGACGCACUGCGCCCUGGCUCGCACCCCUCGCGCCGCACGCCCCGACUCGCGCUCCUCCCUCGGCUUACUCCGAGCGACGCGUGCUCCGACUCGCACGCCCCUGGCUCGCGCUCCUCGUCACCUCGCGCGCACUCCGCGCGAUGCGCGCCCGGCUCGCACGCGCCCUACUCGCGCUCCUCGCGCCGCGCCCCCGGCCCGCGCCCCUCGUCACGCGCUCGCGCCCCCGGCUCGCGCUCCUCACGCGCACUUCUCGCCCCCUCGGCUCGCACGCCUCACGACGCACGCCACGAGCUCGCGCACCUCGCGCCGCACGUCCCGGCUCGCGCUCUUCACGACGCGCUCCCUCGGCUUACUCCUCGGGCUCGCGAACCCCGCCACGAGCUCGCGCUUCUCACGACGCACGCGCCCCCGGCUCGCGACUCGCGCCCUGGCUCGCACUCCUCACGACGCGUGCCCCCGGCUCGCGCUCCUCUGCUCCUCACGACGCGCACGGCUCGCCCUUCCUUCCCACUCCGUCCCUCCCCACUCCUCGCGCUCCCUUGGCUUACUCCGAGCGGCGCGCUCCUAACGACGCGCCCUGCUCGCACGCCUUGGCUCGCGCUCCUCACGACGCACGCCUUGGCUUGCGCUCCUCGGGACGCGCACGGCUCGCGCUCCUCACGAUGCGCACCCCGGUUCGCACGCCUUGGCUCGCGCUCCUCGAACGCGCCCCCGGCUCGCGCUCCUCUGCUCCUCGCACUCCUCACGCCCCGGCUCGCGCUCCUCACGACGCGCCCUGCUCGCGCUCCUCUGCUCCUCACUCCUCACGAUGCGAGCGCCGGCUCGCACCCCUCGCGACGCGCGACGCCCGCCACGGCUCGCACUCCUCACGACGCGCCCCCGACGCGCCUCGGCUCGCACGCCCUGGAUCGCGCCCGGCUCGCACUCCUUGCGCCGAGCCCCGACGCGCGCGCUCUCGGCUCGCGCUCCUCGCGCUCCUCGCGACGCGCUCCUCGUCACGCACUCCUCGGGCUCGCGCGAUGCGGUCCUCGCACGCCCUCGGCUCGCACGCCUUGGCUCGCGCUCCUCGGGACGCGCACGGCUCGCACGCCUCGUCAUGCGCUCCUCACGACGCUCCUCGCGCCCUAUUCGCACGCCCUCCUCACACGCCCUACUCGCACUCCUCGCGACGCGGCUCGCGCGCAUUCCUCGCUCCUCGCGCUCCUCGCGACGCGCCCCUGA